AAUACUAUUAUAAUACUAUGGUCUGAAGAAAGGUAAAUGAAGAAAAUAUUUAACCAUAUAUUUUAGAAAUAGUGCUAUUGCAUGAACACUUGGAAAAUGCAUCACAUAAGUAGUUUAUUAAGUGAAAACUUGAUAACUUUAACUCUCACCCAUGUGUACUAUCUAGAAGUGAACUGUCACUUGAAACCAACAGUAGGAUCGUUUAAAGGAACAUUUAUCCCGUACUCUGUAUUUUAGAUACUCCGGAAAAUGUUUUCAGUGUAAAAAAGAGACUAUAUAAGAUAGUGAGAUUAAAGGUUAGAGGUGGGAAAAUGAAGACGAUGGCUACUGAACUGAGCUGUAUCGGGAGAGGAUAUGAACUAAGCAUGGAGAUUCUGAGACUCGUAUGGCUUAGUAGAAGACUCGAUGGAAUUUGUCAAGUAGCCCUUAAGGGAGUAAUCAAUGCUAGUUUUGACACAGUCUUACAGCCCCAAAAGAUGAACUUGUUUUGAUAGAGGUAUUCUGAAUUAAAUGGAAGAGCGGAGAGACUAUAAUUUAUGGACAAACCAAUCACGUAUAAGAUAAUAGGUCUGGGAUUUUGGCGCGAAAUUCACCUAUCCAUUUGGAUAAAUAGUUUUGGCAUCAUAGCUGAUGUCAGUUCGUGAUGAAAACCCGAAACCUAAUCCCUAACCUUAAUCAUCAACUGUAAAUUAUAAUUCCUCACACUGGUUUAUAACACUCACUUGGUCGUGAUUAUUUAGUGGUCACUCUCAAGGUCAGUCCAGAGUCACUCAAAGAUCGUCAAUAAAUUAGUCUCACCGGAAAAGUUACAAAAAUCGAAAUUGAUCUUGAACUUUGAAACAGCUAAAGAAGGUAACAAUGAUGCCAAACAUAAAUGGAGUACAAAAAGAGGAGUUGCCAACUGUAGCAAAAUCAUCUAUUCUACUCUUCGCUGAUGAUAUAAAGGUUUGGAGACCCAUACAUAGUAUGUCGGAUAGAAUAGUAUUACAGGACGAUCUUAGCUCAUUGGUGGCAUGGUUAGACAGGUGGUCACUAGAAGUAAAUCCUAAUAAGAGUGUAGUGAUGCAGUUAAAUAACUCUGAUGAAUCGUAUGACUAUACACUACGUGGAUUCGUGCUACCCAAAGCAAGAAACUAUAAAGAUUUAGGAGUCAUAUUAAGCAAUGAUCUCAAAACCACUAGUCACUGUAAGGCUGCUGCUGCAAAAGGCUAUAGGGUAUUAUGGUCAAUUCGUAGGUCUUUCCAGUAUUUAGAUGGUGAAAUGUUUAGAUUACUAUAUCCGAUUUAUGUGCGACCACAUUUAGAAUACGGGAUUCAAGCAGAGUAUCCUUGUUUCAAGUAUGAAGCAGAUAUGCUAGAAAGAGUCCAACGACGAGCUACUAAGACGGUACAAGGUCUAUCUGGCCUAUCUUAUGAAGACAGACUGAGACACCUUAACUUAUUUCCGUUAUCUUACCGUAGAAUACGGGGUGAUCUAAUAUUGGCCUAUCGUAUACUGAACGAUGACCUUGAUAUUAACAUGUCUUAUCUUUUGCUUCCGUCUAGAACCGAUCAUUUGAGAGGACAUUCGAAGAAAGUUCAAAAACCGAGAUCAAACCGUUUACGUCUGGAGUUCCGUUUCUCGCAACGAGUAGUGAAUUACUGGAAUUCUCAACCGGAACACGUUAUAUCAGCACCGUCUAUUAAUAUAUUCAAAACGAGGUUGGACCUCCACAGUAUUACAAACUGCAAGGAUUAAUAUAGGUCGAUAGACCUCCUAUCCUUAUUACUGAAGACUGAUAUAUGUUUCCUAAUCAUUCACGUUAUAGGGAACUCAAUUUCUUCAAACUCUGGCGACUUUGAUCGGCAAGCCUUACAAUCUUCAACAAUGACACAGAUAAAGUCACUCUUAACUUUCCACCCGACCUCGAAUCCAGUAUCCCUUUAUAGUCUCUCUCAUUUAUUGCCAGCGCAUUUCACAUUACAAACAGAUGAUCUUAAAAAUUAUGCUUAAAUUUUCUGUCAUGCCUGGUGUGAGAAUGCCAGGUAGGUGACCAAAUGAAUAUAAAUUGGGAAGUUAGCAAUAAAAAUAAAAACCAAGACCGCC
Schistosoma intercalatum is the source of this 2085-nucleotide messenger RNA. The record is from the annotation of a GenBank genome assembly. NCBI's taxonomy places the organism in Eukaryota, Metazoa, Platyhelminthes, Trematoda, Strigeidida, Schistosomatidae.